GUGCAGGACAACCUUAUAUCCACUCCCACAAUAUUACAAGAACAAAACUAAACUUUAAAUCAUGGUUACGUCUAACGAAAGAUCAACAGUGGGCGCUAAUGGUCACUUGCUGCAUGAAGAUGCAAUCAAGGGUGAGUUUGAUGUUCAGCCAGUUCAAGACGCAGUUGGUUAUGCUACUAGUUUAACUGGGGAUGAUCAGCAAUAUCAUGGGCACCAACCACAACAACAGCAGCAACAACAGCAGCAGCAACAGCAACAGCAACAGCAACAACUUCAACAUCACCAUCACACAAAUGCAUAUGCUGCUAGUGCAGCUGCCGCUGCUGCAGAGUUGCAACAUCGUGCUGAACUUCAAAGAAGACAACAGCAAUUGCAACAACAAGAGUUACAUCACCAACAACAACAAUUACAACAAUAUCACCAACAACAACAGCGUGAGCAACAACAGCAAGUGGCUCAACAACAAGCUGUACAACAACAACAGCAACAACAGCUUCACCAACAACAGUUGCAACACCAACAAUUACAACAACAACAACAACAGCAGCAGCAGCAGCAAAUACAAGUUCAAAGUUCACGUCAAACACGCCACCAUCAACAACAACCACUGCAACAUAUCCAACAACAACCUUCUGACGAUAUCCAUGUUGGUGACCUUCGUUCUCAAUACGAAGAUAACGCUGUCAUUAACACCUUUUCAAGCAAACAAGAGCUUGUCAAGUAUGUGAAAUAUGUAUUAGGUCCCGAAGAAAAUUGUAAAAUUGUCAUUAACUCCUCCAAACCAAAAGCAGUAUACUUUCAAUGCGAAAGAUCAGGUACUUUUAGAACCACUGUCAAGGACAUCUCCAAAAGACAAAGAGUUGCUUAUACAAAGAGAAACAAGUGUGGUUAUAGACUUGUUGCUAACUUGUACCCUCCAGAAAAGGACAAGAAAAAGAAAGCUGGCGAUGAUGGACUUGAUGGUGAAACCAACGAAAUGUGGAUCUUAAGAAUGAUUAACCCUCAACAUAACCACUUACCGGAUCCAAUCAAUAACAAACAAAAGAAAAAACUGAAGUUCUCAAAAACUUUGGUGGAAAAACCAUUGCAUAAACAUAAUGUGCCAGCUCAAUCUGCCACGGGUGUUGCUGCUCCUGGUGGUGGUCCUGGCGUUGGUGCCGGCGCUACCAACUUCAAUGAACUUAUUGGACAACCAGUUCAUAAUGCUGGACUUCAACAUAUCCCAACCGCAGCAUCUAUACCACAACACCAUCUUGAUCCCCAUCAUCAUCAUCAUCAUCAACAUGGUGGUCCUUCAGUGCAAGACGCUGCUGUGUUGGCGGCAUUUGAAGCAUCUCAAGCCACCCAUUCUUCAUCCAAUGUGGCUGCAGCUGCUGUAGCUGCAGCAUUACAUUCUCAUAAUGUUGUUGAUUCCAAUAUUGAUCCAAAUGUUGAUCCAAACGUCCAAGCUCAUGACCAUUCCCAUGGUCAUAGAGGUAUGCACGUGAACAGAUAAACCUUGUUGUGCUGGCUUAUAUAUAUAUAAACCUUUGUAUUUCUAUGUAUGUGUUAAACUUUGUAUUUUUUUUGGCUUUUUAUAU
This is a messenger RNA of Spathaspora passalidarum NRRL Y-27907, 1580 nucleotides long. RefSeq names its product Rbf1p (gene RBF1). Bases 62 to 1495 code for a protein of 477 amino acids. The record is from RefSeq and is a predicted model, not a curated record. The transcript has a single exon. NCBI's taxonomy places the organism in Eukaryota, Fungi, Ascomycota, Pichiomycetes, Serinales, Debaryomycetaceae.